AUGCUUGCAGACGGCCAGUCCUCUCAGGAGGCUUCCUCUAAUAAGUCGGCAAAUGACGGCCUCAUUAAUAGCAUCUCGGGGAGUCGACGGCACCCCCACAUUUACACAAAGGAAAGGUCAAUAGCCGCACCAGCCAGCCCCACUGUCGCAUCCCUCAGCCUACGGGUCACCACUGAAGACACUCAACUAAAGCAGAGGAUGCAUGCAACCGUCCUCAUCAAUGGCCAUCCAGUUUGUCUGCAGCUAGACACAUCCUCGGAUGUUAACAUCAUCUCGGAAACGCAACAGUGCUUCAUCGGCCUUGUUGACCAUAAUCGGCCUGGUAAUGAAAGCGAAUUGUUCAAUUUGGAUAUGAAGAAACUUCUCCACUUGUCUAUCGGCAUUUAUGGAGACACCCGACUCUCGUCUUACAACCCCAGAGAACCUAUUCACAAUUCUGACUAG
Mesocestoides corti is the source of this 444-nucleotide messenger RNA. The record is from the annotation of a GenBank genome assembly. Lineage: Eukaryota; Metazoa; Platyhelminthes; Cestoda; Cyclophyllidea; Mesocestoididae.